AUGGCGGCUGGUUACGAGGCGACCAGAGCAACGCAAGUUGUUAUUCUCCUCUUGUCCGGGGCAAGCGGUCAUUGUGGCUCGCCUUGUGGGUUUGUGGUCGACUCAAUUGAUGGCCUGCGGUUAAUGGAUUCGAAGCAAAUCGACUUCCGGUCGGCGCUUUUGGCAGACAGACUCGCCAGUUGUCUCCGACCGUUGCCCGCCCGACGAGACUCACCUCGUCCAAACAAUCACUCCGAGGCUGAGACGUCCAUCCCGUGUCGAGCCAGUCAACCUCUCGGUGGGGCCUACUCCAGUUCUCCCAAAUCGUCGGGUUCAUGUACGCUCUGGUUUCCCAAUUUUGUGCUCAGUCGCUCUUUUAAUGGCCUCGGACUACGCCCCCCCUCAGAGACUGCCCCCCUCCGGCCCGUCCACGCCGACCAGGCCUCCGUUUUCCGGCUGUCCCUACCAACUCGCAAAGUAACAUAUCGACAGUCCUCCUCCAUUAUUCAUUUGCCACGCGCCUCAGUGCAACGUUUCUCGAGGCCAGUACAGCAGACUACCGCAGUUGCCCAGUCUCCCACUCCGUCUCGCCCUGUAAUCCUAUUUCGCAGGCUUGGGCCACUUGAACCCCUCUCUUCUGGCGCCGGUGCAUAA
Messenger RNA from Protopolystoma xenopodis, 633 nucleotides. Lineage: Eukaryota; Metazoa; Platyhelminthes; Monogenea; Polystomatidea; Polystomatidae. The record is from the annotation of a GenBank genome assembly.